AUGGUCCAGUGGAAGUGGCCAGACUCACAUGGAGAGCAGGCGUAUGUAGUUAUGCUUGGUGGCCUGCAUAUCGAGAUGGCUCUAUGGAGUGUGCUUGGCGAUUUGCUUGACGGAUCUGGCUGGACUGUCGCCUUGACUGAAGCUGAUGUGGCCUCUUCUGGUGUAGCGGUUUCCUUCUUGAAGGCGUCACAUCUAACAAGAACUAGGUAGGUUGAUAUGCUAAACAUAUUAGAUGACCAUACAACUAUCCACAACCAUACAGGUACUGGUUCACUAUAAAGCCUGUUUUCCACUCACGUAUUUCGCCGCCACUUGCAAAAAUUUCGCCACCGAAAAUUUAUUUUCUUUGUCAAAAUUUUUCGCCAGCGGCGGCGAAAUAGGUGAGUGGAAAACGGGCUUAAGGAUCCUUGCGCUAUACUAUUCCGGAACAACCUCGUCCCCAGAGCCAUGGGAGGCACCUCCAAAAUGUUGCGAGGAUGGCCCUGGGGACGAGGUUAAUUCCAUAUCGAUGAGCGCAAUUUAUCCUUUCUGAGUGCAUUUUAUCUCCAGUAGAAUGUUCUUUGUCUUGUGGCAAUGCAGUAGGCGUACAGGUUAUAAUGUAACUGGGGGGUUACUUAUAAUUAAGAAAAAAUGCGAAAUAUUUUCAGGCAUGCUCAUCAAGUCACUGCUCUCACCCUACAUAAGCUUCAGAGAGAUGCAUUUUCCCAGUGCGUUGACGAGGCAUCGUUCUCUACGUGGGAAGAGGCAAGAAAGCGAAUACGCCCGACGUUUCUCUUCUGGGAUGUAAUUCUACAGUUAGAGACACUGGUGUUGCUUGUAAUACGCGCACAUAGGCAGCGAAUCUUCAAUUUGUACGUCGAGGCCAUGGAAGAGCUGAUACCUUUAUUCUUUGCACUGGACCACGUCAAUUACGCACGCUGGGCCUCCAUCCAUAUUCGGGACCUGAAGUCUCUACCGGACAACAUCGCUAAGGAAUUUCAGAACGAAGGCCACUGGAUAUUGUCAAAAACAAGCAACAGGUUUUCUGCUAUUCCCUUUAACCAGGCGCAUAAACAGGAGAACAAAAUCGCCAAGAGUGCAGGUGGUGCAGUAGGCCUAACAGAGAACUCUGUAGCAUUUAGGUGA
Messenger RNA from Paramuricea clavata, 1125 nucleotides. The record is from the annotation of a GenBank genome assembly. NCBI's taxonomy places the organism in Eukaryota, Metazoa, Cnidaria, Anthozoa, Malacalcyonacea, Plexauridae.